Diplodia corticola is the source of this 1341-nucleotide messenger RNA. RefSeq names its product mosc domain protein. The record is from RefSeq and is a predicted model, not a curated record. NCBI's taxonomy places the organism in Eukaryota, Fungi, Ascomycota, Dothideomycetes, Botryosphaeriales, Botryosphaeriaceae. Bases 1 to 1341 code for a protein of 446 amino acids. The transcript is spliced from 3 exons. Gene Ontology annotation, molecular function: molybdenum ion binding; catalytic activity; pyridoxal phosphate binding.
AUGCUUGCAUCAGUCCCAGCUGAGGUUUGGACUGCCGCGCUUUCGCUUUUCCUAAUUACUACUCUUUCCAUUUCCAUCGCUGCCGUAAUUCUUGACAUCCAUCGGGAAGACCAUGAAGAGUCAGAACCCCCAGCUGGCUGUCGUCGAAUCGGACUUGCUCCGGGAAAGUCGAAUUUCCAAGAUCAGUACAAUCAAAAGUAUGCUGAAGGCAGCGACAAGGACAAGUCGUCAUGGAAGGUGAAAGCUCUCUGUAUCUAUCCGGUCAAAAGCUGCUACCCCGUCGAGCUUGACCACGGCGAGGUCGUCCCCUCUGGCAUGAAAUACGACCGCCAAUUCACCUUCGCCCAGCUCAUCAGCUCCGUAGCCAAGGAUGGAAGUUGGGAUAUAACCCACCAGUGGUCCUUCAUCACUCAGCGUCAGUCACCGCACCUGACCAAGAUCACAACCGAGCUCUGGGUUCCCGACCCUUCGUCACCCACCUACUCUCCGAAUGCUGAGUGGGUCAAGAGCGAGGGUUGCAUUGUCAUUUCAUUCCCGUAUGUGGAAGACAAGCUCUGGGUUCUCGAUACACUCGAAAGGCUGGGCACUGCCAUUCGCAAGAAUUUCCUCAUGCAAAAACACCUCGACUACGAUGGCCCACGCAUCUCCUUUCGCAUCCCCUUCAACCCACCUUCAGAGCGCAUUAGAAAGAAAGCCUAUCCCCUGGAGCCCAUGAAAAUCUGGGACGAAUGCCCCGAGGCACUGAAUAUGGGAGUCGAAAUCCCUGAAGAUAUCCUCGCCAAGCUGAAAUACACACUUGGAAUAUCAAACCAGCUCUCGCUGUUUCGCGUCCAUCCCCAACGCUUCCGCAACGUCUACCGCUGCGCCCCCCGCAAGGGCCAAGAUGUGGAGUACCAGCCCGUCGUCGGAAUGGCAGACGCCUAUCCCCUCCACAUCAUCAAUAUGGCUAGUGUUCACGAUGUCGCCUCUCGCCUUCCCCCCAAAUCCGCAGUUCUCGAUGCAAUCCGCUUCCGAGCCAACAUUUACCUCACUGGACCACCUGCCUACGCCGAAGACCAUUGGCGCAUCGUUCGCAUUGGCUCGCGACGCUACCACGUCAGCUGCCGCACAGCACGUUGCACUAUGGUCAACGUCAACCCAGCAACUGCCGAGCUAGAACGUAACGAGCCGUACAAGACCAUGGCACAGUUCCGGAAGAUUGACCCGGGAGCGGCAAAGUGGCCUUGCCUAGGAAUGCAGUUGGUUCCAUUGAGUGGAGAUGAAGGGGAGGUCAACGUUGGGGAUGAGAUCGUCGUGGAGGAGACGGGCGAACACUGUUAUAUCCCUCAGGGUCCGUCAUAG